AUGGCUUCGAACACCCUUGCUGAUGGUGGAGAUGAUGCACCUAAUUACCAAUUACGUGGUGUUGAACAAGUCUCUCCAAACACUGGAACAAAGAGAUAUAUUCCAGAUUCACCCUCUUCGUUGACGCCAGCAGAGGGAAUGUUAUUCGACACAGUUGAUGACGCGUAUAACUUUUAUAAAACUUACGCAGAAGCGGGAGGUUGGACUGUAAGGAAGGGCACACAGCACGAGAACCGUGGUAUUGUUAUAAACAAGUACUUUUUUUGUUCAAAGGAGGGUCAAAAAGACUUUCGACCGGUCGAUACCUUAGUCGAACAGCCGUCUGAUAGGUGGGUACGUAGGGUACCAUCCAAAAGGACCGGAUGCCAAGCUGCGAUCAGAAUAAAGCUUACCGAUGCUAAGAAGUAUUUGCUGUAUCAUUUUAUAGAGGCGCACAACCAUGAUUUUGUGCAUCAAGAAGAUUUACAUCUUCUCAAGGAAAACAGGGGUAUUAAUCGUGCUCACGAAGAGAUGAUAAACAAGAUGUCACAUCUCAACAUUGGUCCUGUUCGUGCAUUUAACAUUAUGAAGGAAGUGUAUGGUGGGUUCGACAAAGUCGGUGCGACCAAAGUCGAUUUUAAAAAUUUCAAGAAAGAAUUAAAUCUUUUUAUCGGAGAGUUUGAUGCGGAAAUGUUUGUCAAGCGACUGAUGAGGAAAAAGGAGUUUUUACCGAACUUCUCUUGUGAAUAUGAAACGACAGACGAAGGUGUGUUGAAGUGCAUUUUUUGGGCCGACGAGGAUAUGAAGAGAAAUUAUUAUAUGUUUGGGGACGUUAUAUCAUUUGAUGCUACCUACAAGCGUAACAUGUAUAACAUGAUGUUUGUCCCUUUCACCGGGAUUGAUAAUCAUAAUAGGAACGUGACACUUGGUGCUGCAAUUCUCGGUUCUGAAACGGCAGAGACGUAUAGCUGGUUACUUAGGGCGAUCAAGAACGCAUAUGGGUACGCGCCUCCCGUAAUCGUUACUGACCAGGACCCUGCGAUGAAAAAGGCUAUAGCGCAUGUUUGGCCUGAGUCGAGGCAUCGGUUAUGUAUGUGGCAUAUCAUGGAUAAACUCACUACAAAGGUCGGGGCUGCCCUAUGUUCAAAUACAGAUUUCAGGAAAAGAUUGUCUGCAGUUGUUUGGACUGAUUCUCUAUUGCCCGAAGCGUUUGAGGCUGAAUGGGCAGCUAUUAUUCAUGAUUUCGGUUUAACCGACCAUGAAUGGCUGACGUAUAUAUACGGGCUACGUGAAUCAUGGAUUCCAGCUUACUAUCGCGAAGAAGAAAUGUCUGGUCUUAUGCGGACAUCAUCUAGGUCCGAAAGCGAGAAUCACUUUUUUGGCAAGAUUAGCAAUCCAAAGUGCACGUUGGUUGAAUUUCUUAGCCACUUCGAUACGGCUAUUGAAGCGCAAAGGCACGGGCAACGGAAAAACGAUCAUGACACUCGAUACACCAACCCUGGAGAGUGGAGUGAUUUUGUUCUCGAGAAGCAAGCAGGUCAGAUAUAUACCAGAACUUUAUUUUUGGAUGUUCAACUCGAGAUUCAACAUGCUAUUCAUCGUUGUACUAGUGUCAGAUUAGAUCACGUUAUGAUACGCGAGGAGGAUGUUACUGUUAAGUGUAUCUGCAACAGGUUUGAGCAGUUUGGAUUGUUGUGUAGUCACAUUUUUUGCGUGUUACGGAUUCUUGAUAUAAGGGAGUUUCCGAAACAAUAUAUAUUGAGGCGUUGGACGCGUGAAGCUGUUCCAAAUAGUUCCCUCGGGUCCAUUCUUACAAAUGGUGGAGAUCCAGAUCGUAGUGAGGAGGUUAACCGUUGUGUUCGUGAGAUUAGUCACGCAACUGAGUAUGUUGUGAACAAGUUGAUUUCAAAAUUUGAUAAGUUGUCUGAUUUUUGUGAUCAUAUCAAGCAGUUUAUGUCAGUCGCUGAUGAAGCUCAAAUAAAUGCACCUCCCAAGACACGACGUAAUCGAUUUGCUGAACUGCUAGGAGUUGCUCCAGAGAGCACGGCCACUAUCCGUGUUCCAGUUGGUACCAGGUUCAAGGGUUGUGGUUCUCAUAAACGCCUUAAAUCUCAAAAGGUGCGAGCCAUAAGUCAGUCUGGGAGUAAACGUCGUCAAUGUUCAUUAUGUAAAAAAUACGGUCAUAACAGAGUAACGUGCUGGAAAUACACCGUGGCUGUGCCUGAGGCAGGUGCUUCACGGAAUGCUGGAGGUAAUGAAGAUACAAUUCGCGAAGGAGAUGCUGUUAUGGUUGUUGAAGGUGAUGGUCCUGGAUCGAACGAUGAUGAUGAUGUGUUUUACACAUCUGGAAACGAUGCAGAUAUGGAUGAUGAGGACAUGGCAGAGUAG
Molecule: messenger RNA, 2367 nt
Organism: Helianthus annuus (common sunflower)
Lineage: Eukaryota; Viridiplantae; Streptophyta; Magnoliopsida; Asterales; Asteraceae
Product: protein FAR1-RELATED SEQUENCE 5-like
Exons: 5
Coding region: 1-2367 (788 amino acids)
Biological process (GO): regulation of DNA-templated transcription
Molecular function (GO): zinc ion binding
Source: RefSeq, a predicted model, not a curated record